This is a messenger RNA of Mycotypha africana, 552 nucleotides long. RefSeq names its product TLD-domain-containing protein. The record is from RefSeq and is a predicted model, not a curated record. The coding region runs from base 1 to 552 and encodes 183 amino acids. NCBI's taxonomy places the organism in Eukaryota, Fungi, Mucoromycota, Mucoromycetes, Mucorales, Mycotyphaceae. The transcript has 2 exons.
AUGGUGAAACAAGGCGCUACAUUUGUUGUAAUCAAGACUAAAGACGGUGAUGUUUUUGGUGGCUAUGCAGACGAUGCUUGGGAAUAUCCGCCGAGCACAACUUGGUAUGGUCAUUCAGCAAACUUUUUGUUCCGUUUGAACAAGGCAUUUGGUGUUUGGGACGGCGCGAAUAGUAGCAAUGAUCAUUAUCAGUAUUUGUGCUGGGGAAAAAAGAGUUUACCAAAUGGAUUUGGAAUGGGUGGACAGUUUGAUUACGCAGGUUUGUGGAUUGACGCAGACUUCCAUAACGGACAUUCUAGAGCAGGCCCUUUGUGCACAACUUAUUCAAGCCCUCAAUUAUCUGAAAAGGAUAAAUUUAUAGUAGAUGAGAUCGAAGUAUGGCUUGUGCGACCACUUCAAAGAGAUGAAGACGAGGAUCUGGCAGGAGGGAAUGGAAUACUGGGACGUUCUGAAGAUAUGGAAUUCAUGGAAAUGGCUGGCAAGAAGAUGUAUUCGAAAGACUUAGCGCCAGUUAGAACAGAGGACGUCGUUGCUGAUGAUGGUGGUUCAUAG